Messenger RNA from Synchiropus splendidus (mandarinfish), 2097 nucleotides. It is a transcript of the gene efhd2, whose product is annotated as EF-hand domain family, member D2. The record is from RefSeq and is a predicted model, not a curated record. Lineage: Eukaryota; Metazoa; Chordata; Actinopteri; Syngnathiformes; Callionymidae. The coding region runs from base 12 to 905 and encodes 297 amino acids. Gene Ontology annotation, molecular function: calcium ion binding. The transcript has 4 exons.
UGACGUAGUUCAUGACCAGAAGCGCAACAACCGGAAGUACACAUAGUUUCAGACAGUUCUCGGCGCGUCGCAGCGUUCCUCCGCGUUCCGAAGAGAAUCGCCAGACCGGCGUCCAGAUCCGCGUUCCUCUUGUAGAGUCCGGCCGAAGGAAUCCGUGGGUCCGCUCCGUUGCUAGCUGUUUGAACAUGGCUACAGACGAGCUAUCCGCCAAGCUCAGCCGCCGCCUCCAGAUCGAGGAAGGCGCGGAGGAGGCUGUGGCCGUGGACCUGGCCGUGGACCACGGCGCUCUGGAGAACGGCUCCGGGGACAAGUCGUGCACGGCCAACGCCGACUCGGAGCUGGGAGCGCUGCUGCAGCGGCGCGGGGAGCUGAACGAGGGUCACGGGGAGCCCAGCAAGCCCAGCACCAGGGUCUUCAAUCCCUACACCGAGUUCAAGGAGUUCUCCCGGAAGCAGAUCAAAGACAUGGAGCAUAUGUUCAAGACGUACGACGCCGGCAAGGACAACUACAUCGACCUGAUGGAGCUGAAGCUGAUGAUGGAGAAGUUGGGGGCUCCGCAGACCCAUCUGGGCUUGAAGAACAUGAUCAAGGAGGUGGACGAGGACCUGGACAACAAGCUCAGCUUCAGAGAGUUCCUGCUGAUCUUCAGGAAGGCGGCUGCAGGAGAGCUGGCCGAGGACAGCGGCCUGUGCGCCCUCGCCAGGCUCUCCGAGAUCGACGUCUCCACCGAGGGCGUGAAGGGAGCCAAGACCUUCUUCGAAGCUAAAGUCCAGGCCAUCACCGAGUCCAACCGCUUCGAGGCCGAGAUUCGCCAGGAGCAGGAGGAGAAGAAGAGGCAGCUGGAGGAGCAGAAGCAGAGACGAGCCGCUUUCAAGUCCCUGCAGUCGGCGUUCAAGUCUGACUAACACGGACUAACCCCACCCAUCCUUCAGGCCAGUCAUGUGAUCAUGCAGCUCCCUCACCGCCCGGCAGCAGGAUUGCCAAUCCAUCCCCGAGCUCCAUGAUCAACACGACUGGCGCAGCGCUCACCUGUGGCUUCGCUUCAAUUCGGCCGACCUUCUGCUCGUGUGCCGGAGCGACUCACUCCGCCGCGCACUCGUCCUCAUCCGUCUCGGACGCUAAAUUAGCUGUUAGCAUUCGCUGAUCAAAAGAAGUAUUCUAUGCAGUAACGGACUCCCGCUAGACAAUAUGCACACACGUAAAACAGACACCUUUAAGAGCAGAACGUCACCUUGUGAUCACUGUAUUGUUUUCUACAUUCCUGUCCACCAGCAGUUCCAAGCAUUUCCUCGACAAUCGUCCAUGUGUUUUCACUGAUUCACUGUAGCGCGAGCACUGUAACUCCCUUUUGUUUUUCACUCAUCUGUAGUCAGCGUUUUAUGAUUUACAGUGUUGAUGCCGAUCAUGUGACCGUCGCUGUUUUUAUGGGCUGGUGAUCCAACGUUGUCGUGACCGAAUGAGAGUUUUGACGUCGUGAGUUUGUCCAGGUCUGUAUUGAUUCGUCUCCUCGGAUCCAAACCUUCCUUUAGAUUCCUGCAGGGUACUUCAAACCAUAAUAAUAGGUUCGUGUCGGAGUAUUGGUCUCAAAGUAUUUCGUGAGUGAUUGCAUGUUGCACGUUUUUUACCCGUUUUUUUGUCCAAGAUUAGAACAAAAACAUCAAACUGGUGUGUGUUUAAUGUUCAAGUUUCAAUUCAGGAGUUUGAAAUGGUGAUUUUUGUGGAGAAAACGUGGAAAAUAUUUUAGAAGAUAUAUAAGAAUAUACAAUGAAUUUCAAGUGAAAGUGGAGUGACAAACGGAGCUGAGAUGUUUCUAUAUUUUCGUAUGUUCCUUUGGGCUUCCUUCCAUUUCCCGGCCUGCUCCUCCGCAGCUCCCCCCUGCUGUUUGACGGGCCGUUCCUCCGGAGAGGAGCGGCUCGUGCGAACCCUCCCACUUCCACUGAUGGUUGUUAGAAACUGUGACUGACUGCCUGCCGCUCCACUUGUGUUCUAGAGAUGUGUGUGACGUCACGGUCUCGGGACCAGAGCCGCUCGUUUGUGUGUAUUAAUGAGGUAAAAAAGAAAAAACUCACUUGAUUUAUAUUAAACUUCAGCACAUUU